CUUGGAAUCCUAGAACAUUAAGAUUCUCAGAACCUGUUGGAAAGGGCUUUUGAGGUCAUCUUGGUGGCCUUUCUAUGCCUCCAGGUGUAAUGAGAUAGGCUGAUUUAAUAUGAAAGUUUUGAGGAUGUCCUCACCCUGUUCUCUGUCCUCUUCAGAUAUGGACCCUUUCCCCUUAUUCCCUCAGUGCCCAGAAGGGGGUCUUGAUUGUCCUGAAUGAAUGAAUGAAUGAAUGAAUGAAUGAAUAUAAAUGUACAGCAGGUACUUCUUUGGGUUUUGCUUAGCUUGAGGGCAUCAGUUAAAGGCUACUGUGUUCAUUCUCCAGGAGGGCUUUUCUAACCUGUUCCUACAGGAAGGGAAGUCCAUAUUGGUGUGGGGAAGUUUUGAAAGCUAAGUUGUGUGGGAUGAGAGAAAGAGAGUAAGAGGCUGUUCCAGACCAGCUGGAACUGACCAGCUUAGGGAGUUGGGAGGAGGGAGCACAGAGAAUGAGGUCCUGAGACAACACCUCACUGGAGGGGAGGGGAGAUUGUAGGGAGCUAUAUAUUGACAUCUGGGAUCAAAUUCUGGUCUGUACCUGUCAUUCUUGACAGUUUCUUCAUGGGAGAGGUGGGGGAGUUGAGGACCCUGAGCAGUUCUGGCAUCUCCUUGGAAAUAGCUGAGGACUUUGAGACAGACACUGGCAUCUGGGAGGAGACUAAUUACUAUUUGCCAGUCUCCCUCUCUACUUCCUCCCAGCUGGAACAGGAAAGCCAGCCUACUGCCCAGUUAAAGGUCUGAAGGAGCUGGUUGGAUUAUCUUCCCUCUCCCACCAUGGCGCUCUCCAGAUCCCUCUUCUUCUCUUCAGCCUGAACUGCAUCCAUGUGUGAUCCAGGGAGGCCUGACUAAUUCUAAUCAGGCAGGCCAGGUUCAGAUGCGCUUUGUUGGGUGGUCCUACUGCUCACUCCUUCCAUAACUGGGGGCUGAUGCCCCAGAACCCUCAGGAGAAGAGCCAAGCCUAUCCCCGCCGCCGCCCUGGGAGCCACACAGACCAUAAGAGUCCCAAGGCCACCGCAGGCUCAGCUAUGUACACCUUCUUGCCUGAUAACUUCUCGCCUGCCAAGCCCAAGCCGUCCAAAGAGCUGAAACCACUGCUAGGCUCUGCGGUGCUGGGGCUGCUGCUGGUGUUGGCGGCAGUGGUGGCUUGGUGCUACUACAGUGCCUCUUUACGCAAAGCAGAACGCCUGCGUGCGGAGCUGCUGGACCUCAAUCGAGGCGGCUUCUCCAUCCGCAACCAGAAGGGUGAGCAAGUCUUCCGACUGGCCUUCCGCUCAGGCAUGCUGGACCUUGACUCCUGCAGCCGCGACGGUGCCCUGCUCGGCUGUUCUCGCACAGCAGAUGGGCGCCCGCUGCACUUCUUUAUCCAGACUGUAAGGCCCAAGGACACGGUCAUGUGCUACCGUGUGCGCUGGGAGGAGGCAGCUCCAGGGCGCGCGGUAGAACACGCCAUGUUCCUGGGCGAUGCAGCGGCACACUGGUAUGGCGGUGCUGAGAUGAGGACCCAGCACUGGCCUAUCCGCCUGGAUGGCCAGCAGGAGCCACAGCCCUUCGUCACCAGUGAUGUCUACUCCUCUGACGCCGCAUUCGGAGGCAUCCUCGAACGUUACUGGCUGUCAUCGCGUGCGGCUGCCAUCAAGGUCAACGACUCAGUGCCCUUCCACCUGGGCUGGAACAGCACCGAACGCUCGCUGCGGCUGCAGGCCCGCUACCAUGACACGCCCUACAAGCCACCUGCUGGCCGCUCCGCAGCACCAGAGCUCAGCUACCGUGUGUGUGUCGGCUCUGAUGUUACUUCAAUCCACAAAUACAUGGUUCGACGCUAUUUCAACAAACCGUCAAGGGUGCCAGCACCCGAGGCCUUCAGGGACCCCAUCUGGUCCACGUGGGUGCUGUAUGGGCGUGCCGUGAACCAGGACAAAGUGCAACGUUUCGCCCAGCAGAUCCGCCAGCACCGAUUCAACAGCAGCCACCUGGAAAUAGAUGACAUGUACACACCUGCCUAUGGAGACUUCGACUUCGACGAGGCCAAGUUCCCCAAUGCCACUGACAUGUUUCGCCGUCUGCGCGACGCCGGCUUUCGCGUCACGCUCUGGGUUCACCCGUUUGUGAACUACAACUCAUCGUGCUUUGGUGAGGGUGUAGAACGCGAGCUGUUCGUACGCGAACCCACUGGCCGGCUGCCCGCGCUUGUGCGCUGGUGGAAUGGCAUCGGCGCGGUGCUGGACUUCACACGCCCAGAGGCUCGUGACUGGUUCCAGGGACACCUGCGGCGGCUGCGCUCCCGCUAUGCUGUGGCUUCCUUCAAGUUUGAUGCAGGAGAGGUCAGCUAUUUGCCACGGGACUUUAGCACCUACAGGCCGCUGUCCGACCCCAGCAUAUGGAGCCGACGCUACACUGAAAUGGCACUGCCCUUCUUCUCUCUGGCAGAGGUUCGCGUGGGCUACCAGUCACAGAACAUCUCGUGCUUCUUCCGUCUAGUGGACCGCGACUCGGUGUGGGGCUAUGAUCUGGGGCUGCGCUCGCUCAUCCCCGCGGUGCUCACCGUCAGCAUGCUGGGCUACCCAUUCAUCCUGCCCGAUAUGGUGGGUGGAAAUGCAGUGUCUGAGCGCACAGUGGGUGGUAGCGAAGUGCCGGAGCGUGAGCUAUAUGUUCGCUGGCUGGAGGUGGCCGCCUUCAUGCCCGCUAUGCAGUUCUCAGUCCCACCUUGGCAAUAUGACGCCGAAGUGGUGGCUAUCGCGCACAAGUUUGCAGCGCUUAGGGCCUCACUCGUAGCGCCGCUAUUGCUUGAGCUGGCUGGUGAGGUCACCGACACAGGUGACCCCAUCGUGCGCCCCCUCUGGUGGAUUGCGCCAGGCGAUGAGACAGCACACCGCAUCGACUCGCAGUUCCUUAUCGGAGACACGCUGCUGGUGGCUCCAGUACUGGAGCCAGGCAAGCAGGAGCGAGAUGUCUACCUGCCUGCAGGCAAGUGGCGCAGCUAUAAGGGCGAGCUUUUUGACAAAACCCCAGUGCUGCUUACUGAUUACCCCGUGGACCUGGAUGAGGUUGCCUACUUCAUCUGGGCAUCCUGACCCAACCCAGGACCCAGGAAUCCCACAGCCCUAACCUCUGUCUUCAUGCAGGUGUUUAACCCUCCAUCACAACCACACCGUGCAUCCCCAGGAAGGUCCCACCUCUGCAGUUCCCACUAAGUGGGUGCUGACAUAAAUGUGCUCUAGCCAGCUCCUGCAGGGCCAGGUGAGGGGGCGCUGAAGCAACUUCCCAUUUCAACGCACAAUCCUAAAGACACUUUUUCCCUCCAUGCUCACUGCAGUCUGCAGAAACCUCUUUCUGAGGUGGGAGCGAGAGAACUCUGAGGUAAAAUGCCAGCUAUCUUCCUAUUACACAUGAUUGUGUUUUAAAAGCACAGAGAGAAACCUUACUGUCCGUCCUGGCCUGAAUGGCCCAUCUUUGUCCUUCUGAGGUUGGGACUUAAUCCUUUUAAUGUCCCCAAAUAGCUCCCUGCCACACUUAGAAAGGCACAUUCUUGGUGUUGGAAGCCAGGCCCCGAGUUCCCAGCACUUGCCUGAAGUGUAUUGACCUGGUCCUACCCCAGCUAAGGAGAUGGGAUGGAGGUGUCUGGCCAACAGACAAGGAGGAUGGAGGUCCCAUCCCAGAGGAUAGAAGGACUGGGCACAGCACUGAGCCAUCAUUGUUGUCCCUCACUUGUGAAGAGACUCCUAAUGCUGCACUUAUCCAUCUAUGUAAACACAUGGGCUCAGCCCUGGACCAGGGCCAUGGCCUAAUGGGCAAGGACUUGCAAGGCCAUGCAGGCCCAACUUGGUGCCUUAACUCAAGAACCUGUGUGUGUGUGUGUGUGUGUGUGAGAGAGAGAGAGAGAGAGAGAGAGAGGCACCAUGUGUUCCUGGAUCUAUGGAAUGAACACAAUACUUCUGAAGCUGGAUGAGCCUGGAAGGAGGGGACAGGAAGCAAAUUGGAGGUUUUGAUUGUUGAUCUGGCCCUCUCCUGGUUGAUGUCUCUGGGACUAUAGCAGGAAAUAAAUAGCGCUUUCAAGAUUUCUCAGCUGCCUCACUUCCUGCAUACAUGGCAGGGGUGUGGCGUCAAAGGGAGCGAGCAGUGUUCUUUUUCUGAUGGUGGUGUGCUUUGGCACGUGAACUACAUUCGCACAUCGACACCUGUAAAUACACAUACAGGGUAAGGUGUUUCAUUUCAGCCGUUUUCCCUUUCUAAGAAGAGCAACCUCAGCCAGAGUAAAUCUCCCUGACUUUGCAGCUGAGUCUGAAGAAGUGGCUUGCCAGAGCGGGGAGGUAGGAAACAGGGCAGGGCUCAGCUUCCCUCAACUCCUAAAGAAUGCAUCCUUUUGUCCACUCCUCUACCCCCUCUAUUUCCCCAGUGUGAAGAAUGCCUAAUGAAAGUUUGGGGGCACUCACAGAUGUCUAUCUUGAGUGCUGAUUUUACCACUUGUCUAUAAGCUGUGUGAUUUUUAAGCAAGCUGCUUAUACUUAUUGAACCUCAGUUUCCUCAUAUGUAAAAUGGUGAUGAUAAUGCCUACCUCCCAGGAUAUUGUGGGAAUUAUAAGUACAGAUGUAUGUAAAGUGCCUGGCACAAGUAGGUGCUCAAUAAAAGGUAGCUAUUAUACUA
Molecule: messenger RNA, 4674 nt
Organism: Neofelis nebulosa (Clouded leopard)
Lineage: Eukaryota; Metazoa; Chordata; Mammalia; Carnivora; Felidae
Gene: MYORG
Product: myogenesis regulating glycosidase (putative)
Exons: 3
Coding region: 960-3104 (714 amino acids)
Biological process (GO): skeletal muscle fiber development; carbohydrate metabolic process
Molecular function (GO): hydrolase activity, hydrolyzing O-glycosyl compounds
Source: RefSeq, a predicted model, not a curated record